Messenger RNA from Macrosiphum euphorbiae (potato aphid), 1872 nucleotides. The record is from the annotation of a GenBank genome assembly. Lineage: Eukaryota; Metazoa; Arthropoda; Insecta; Hemiptera; Aphididae.
AUGUUAGUAACCGUCACAAUUCUAUACAAUUUGGUAUUUGUGAUCGGCCGUGGCGUAUUCUGGGAGCUGAACAAUUCCAUGCCGACCAUCUGGUGGAUACUGGACUACGCUUCUGACGGGAUCUACGUAGUCGACACAUUAGUACAUGCACAUGAAGGUUUCCUGGACCAAGGUCUCAUGGUCCGCAAUUCUCAUAAGCUGCGGGAAAACUACUUCAGCACGUCCAAAUGGAAAUCAGACUUCUUGAGUCUGCUGCCCACCGACUUGGCGUACUUGUGGUGGCCGUCCGGCAGCUGUUCGGCAUACGUCCUGCCCUGUCCUGUAAUCGUCCGUGCCAAUCGACUGCUUCGAGUACCGAGGAUGCUGGAGUUCUUCGACCGAACAGAAACCAAAACCGGGUACCCAAACGUGUUCCGCAUUUGCAAGGUGGUGUUCGCCAUACUUAUACUCAUACACUGGAACUCAUGCUUAUAUUUCGCUAUAAGCUAUGUGAUCGGGUUUGGGUCAGAUAAUUGGGUGUACAACUUGCAAGGUACUAGGAAUUCAUCGCUUUCUAGACAGUAUAUUUACUGUUUUUAUUGGUCGACACUUACGCUCACAACUAUAGGAGAGACACCGCAGCCGGAAAACGAACUGGAACACGUGUUCGUGGUGGCCGAUUUCCUUGCCGGUGUGCUCAUUUUCGCCACUAUUGUGGGCAAUAUCGGCAGUAUGAUCAGCAAUAUGAAUGUGGCCAGGGUAGAGUUCCAGAAUCGCAUGGAUGGCGUUAAACAGUACAUGGCCUUCCGGAGGGUUUCCAAGGAGCUGGAGGCAAGAGUUAUCAGAUGGUUUGCCUAUACCUGGGCUAACAAACAGGCUCUUGAUGAAGAACGUGUAUUGGCAGCUUUACCAGAUAAACUAAAAGCUGAGAUAGCUAUACACGUACAUCUUGACACAUUAAAGAAGGUCGAGAUAUUUCAAGACUGCGAACCUGGCCUAUUAGAAGAACUCGUGCUCAAGCUCAGACUCCAAGUGUUCAGCCCUGGAGACUACAUAUGCCGUAAAGGAGAUGUGGGAAAAGAAAUGUACAUAGUAAAGAGAGGCAUUCUUAGUGUCGUUGCCGACGACCAAAAAACCGAAAUCGCCACUUUAAGCGCUGGAAGCGUUUUUGGAGAGGUAAGCGUACUAGAAAUAGCUGGAAACAAAACAGGCAAUCGUCGCACAGCCAACGUCCGGAGUUUAGGGUACUCUGAUCUAUUUUGUCUGUCCAAAAGAGAUCUCUGGGAAACACUAAGGGAUUAUCCUGAAGCUAGACACAGCCUAAUGCAACGUGGUUGUCAGCUACUGCGAAAGGAUAGACUAUUAGAUGAGGACGCGUUCCUGCAAGCUCAGACGCAAAAUGAAACCAUAAACGAAGCAGUGUCUAGAUUAGACUGUAACCACCCGAACCGAGGAGUGGAAGGAUACAUUAGAUUAGCCAACAGCCGGGACGAAUUCGGACAGCCGACUCUGCGGCAGUCCAAUCGCAAGCAGUCAAAGAACAAGUCAAAAUUCUCGACGGUCGUUAUCAAACCAAACCGGAAGCAAUUCGCUCAAGUUUAUACCACAAUGAAAGAUGUAACUACUCGGUUGUCAAAUCUCGUGACCGAAUAUUACAACCAAAAUGUCAAGCUCAAUGAAAAAAUUACCGAAUUGGAGGAACAAAUACGAGUUGUCAAAUAUCAUUCAAUAACUGAUUCAAAAUACGAGGAUCAACAGGGUUCGAAUGUUGAAAAUGACUCAACUUCGUCAUCUAGCCAAUCAACGGUAUUCGGGACUUAUGCCACAAGAAGAUCGUUUAACGUUCCCAAGAAUUCUUGGGCUCGAAGGCGUCGUAAACUUAAGUCUACCUGA